GGAAGGAAUAAAAACAGGAGGUGAACAAGAGGACAUGAGGUGACUCAGCUGAUCUUCCUCUCAGUCACCCGCGAGACAUCAGAGGGAGAGGACGCAACCCGCUGCUCUUCUCCUCCUCUCCCUUCCCCUGCCUUCAGCCCCACGUGGGUACUCAAGCCCUGUCGCCCUCUGCCAGCCCCCUGCCGGCUCCUGGGGGCGUGGGGAGCUCAUGUGGGCGUGUGUGCAUUAGGCAGUGAGAUAAUUAGAGCUAGCUUACUUUUCUAGUGAGCUAAACAUACGUAUGGUGUAAAUAACUACUUAAACUACCACUACUACUACCACUACUACUACUACUACUACUACUACUACUACUACUACUACUACUACUACUACUAUUUAUAAGUGAUGACGUCAGCAGGUGUCAUGGCGGCCGCAGUGUUGCCAAUUCUCCUCCUCCUGUGUACCAGCGCGGCGGCAACAACGGAGCACUCUGAAUCCAUGCAAGAGUUAGAGGCGACAGGUGUGGUGGAGGACGCGAGACUCAUGGACGAGGAACCACUGUUAGUCCUCCCAGCAGCCGCCCGAGCAGUGCAGUGGGUGAUAGGACAGAGGAAGCCGGACUGGGGAUGGGGAACUGAUACUGCACACACGGUUCUUGCCUUACGUCUCGCCAAUGCUACGUGGUUCGCUCCCAGCCAACUAGAGAGCCAGCUGGCGGUGAAGCAGUUGGAGUUGGAACUGGUGCUGAGACUGUGGAAGAAAGGGCGGCACGAGCUUCCGGUGACACAGGGUCAUCUGGCGGUCAACGUGAUGGCACUAGUGGCACUGUGUCGCGAUCCAAGGUCAUUCUACUCCAAGGACCUCGUUUCAAUGUUAGGUCACCAGGCAGGUCAAGUGGACUUCGAGGUGGCGUACACACAGCUGGCCACGUGCACAGCUGGCCAGCACGUGAGGAAAGCCAAAGUACGGCGCCUGGUGGAUAUGAUAUCUGCGCACGGCAAGAUCCACUCUCUAGACACCCUCUCCGUGGUGAUCAUGGCGCUACGGUGCAUCCAACACCAGCGUAGACAUGACUUGCAUAGAUACUUGGACACCGCUCUCCACUCCCUUCUGAAGCAGCAACAGCCUGAUGGGUCCUUCGCCGGUAACCUACACACUACCGCUCUGGCCCUGCAGGCGAUGCUCUCCAGCCAGCUAGCGGGGUCUUGGAAUGCUACAAGAGCCCAGCAGUUUGUCUUGUCCCACCAGCGCCCAGACGGUUCCUUUGGCAGCCUGUUUGACACCAUUGCCGUGCUCCCUCUCCUUGGCGGCCGCACCCUCCUGGACGUGGCGCUGCGCAGGUGUCCCAGUGUGGAGGGGGACACGGUAGACUCCCAUGAUGCACCUGUGGACGGCUUUGACCUGCCUGAUGACACGCCCCCAGUUCCCACGGGUCUUCCUCCCCAGCUGGACCCCGCCAACACCACGGAAGAGCCCCAGAUCCAGGUGACUUACGUGAUCUGGAAAGGUAACAACGCCUCUCUGAACUACAACCUUACCUUAAAUGUGGCGCCAAACACAACUUUCCUGGAGGUUAUGAAGACUGCAGCUGAGAUGGACGAGAGAUAUGUGUUCUCCGCCUCGCACUGGGGUAACGGGCUGUACAUUCACACACUAGCAGGAGCGAAGGAGCAGAAACUGGGCUACUGGUACUGGCUGCUCUUCAGAUUAUCGGACCCACCUGUUCCUGGCACGAAACCUGACAACAAGUAUAUAGUUGGGACAGGUGUGCAGGAAACCAUUGUGCACGACGGGGACAUCAUGCUCUUCUGGUUCCAUCAAAUAUAAAUGCUCAUAACACCACCACCACCACUGCUGCCACUGCUACUACUACUACUACUACUACUACUACUACUACUACUAUACUACUGACACUACUACUACUACUGGCUCUACUACUACUACUACUGCUGC
Messenger RNA from Portunus trituberculatus (swimming crab), 1932 nucleotides. RefSeq lists its product as uncharacterized. Bases 385 to 1806 code for a protein of 473 amino acids. Lineage: Eukaryota; Metazoa; Arthropoda; Malacostraca; Decapoda; Portunidae. Gene Ontology annotation, biological process: cobalamin transport. The record is from RefSeq and is a predicted model, not a curated record. The transcript is spliced from 11 exons. Gene Ontology annotation, molecular function: cobalamin binding.